UAGGCGCCACCGGGGCGAGAGGACAGAAGUCCUUUGAUGUUGGCGGCCAUCUUGUUGUCCAGCACGCCACCGAGAAGAAGAAGAAGAAGAAGAAGAAGAAUAAGAAGAAGAAGAAGAAGAAGACAAAUAAUAGUUUAAAUAAAAAAUCCUCUUCCGAGUCAGUUGCGCGCCAAGUCCAAGCGCGUGCACGGCCUCAGCUUUCAUCGCAGGCGCGCCCCCCAGCGGCCUGAGCGCGCACGGCAAGCAGCAGCGAGUGCGCGCCCGGUGAGACCGCCGCUGAAGAGCAGACACGUCCGCGUGCACGCACACUCAGACGUCACUCAGCAUGGACUACGCCGCCAACAGCUACACCAGCGCAGCCGGCGCCAACGCUUCUUUCGCCGCCAUGAGCCUCAACGAGCACGUGCAGGUGACAGCUGCUGCCAAGAUGGAGAACGGCGCCGUGGACAAGAAUGUCGCAGGCCUCAAGUCACAAACCUGUGGAAGCAAGGUGGCUGCCAGACCUCAGCCAGACGUGACCAGUGGACAAAGCAGUCCCGGCACUCCCAAGUCUCCUUCCAGUCAGGCACUCCCUGGAAAGUCAGUGGGCGACGCCCACAAAGUAAAAAAGGUGGCGGUUGUCCGCAGUACGCCCAAGUCACCGGGGUCCCUGAAGAGUCGUCCCCCGGCCCCUCUGGCCGCCGCCCCCACGCCGGUACCCGACUUGAAAGGCGUCAAGUCCAAGAUUGGAUCGACAGAAAACAUCAAGCAUCAGCCGGGCGGGGGAAAGGUGCAGAUCCUGGACCAAAAGGUGGACUACAGCAGCGUGCAGUCCAAGUGCGGCUCCAAGGCCAACCUCAAACACGUGCCCGGUGGCGGCAACGUUCAAAUCCUGGACAAGAAGCUGGACAUAACAAGCGUGCAGUCCCGAUGUGGGUCCAAGAUCAACAUGAAGCACACGCCAGGAGGCGGAAAGGUGCAGAUCGUGCACAAGAAAGUGGACGUGAGCAACGUGACGUCCAAGUGUGGCUCCAAAGACAACAUCCGUCACAAACCAGGUGGUGGGAACGUGGAGAUCAAAAAUGAGAAGCUGGAGUUCCGUGUUCAGUCCAAGGUGGGAUCUCUCAACAACAUUGGCCAUGUUCCUGGAGGCGGUCAGAGGAAGCGAGCGAGGGGGACGCAGGGCGAGUGCAGCCCCUCCACCCCCUCCCCCCCUGUCACCCCGACUGAAGCCCCCCCUCCCCCCAAAGAUGGAGGAGAGCAAUCGAGAGCCACAAACUGACCUUCCGUGAGAGCGCCAAGGCCCGCACCGACCACGGCGCAGAGAUCGUGUCAUUGGAGGACUCCCCCCAGCAGCUCAGCACCGUGUCGUCCUCCGGUAGUCUCAACAUGGCCGACCCCCCGCAGCUCUCCACGCUGGCCGACCAGG
This is a messenger RNA of Nerophis ophidion (straightnose pipefish), 1408 nucleotides long. RefSeq names its product microtubule-associated protein tau-like. NCBI's taxonomy places the organism in Eukaryota, Metazoa, Chordata, Actinopteri, Syngnathiformes, Syngnathidae. The coding region runs from base 326 to 1261 and encodes 311 amino acids. Gene Ontology annotation, cellular component: neuron projection. Gene Ontology annotation, biological process: neuron projection development; microtubule cytoskeleton organization. Gene Ontology annotation, molecular function: microtubule binding. The record is from RefSeq and is a predicted model, not a curated record. The transcript has 11 exons.